CGUCUAAACACUUGACAAGAAAUAUGUUGUCUGAUAAGAUUAUUAGCAUUGCAAUUGGUAGGAAAGUUGCGAUCUCUUUUGUUCUUAGAAUAAUAUCAAUAAAAAUUUGAAAUUACUGCGUACGCAAUUCGUAUCCUUGCAGAAGUAGCAGAGAUAAAGGGAUAUCCCUGGUAGUAGUCCUGAUUUCAAAAUUGUUAUGUAGUAUGCUUUGAUACUAAAUAUUAAUAAAAAUGAGUCGUUCCAACGAAGAUGGGAUUAAUUGGUUCCAUUCGGGACUUUCACGAGAAGAUGCUGAGAAAUUGUUAACAAAAGAGCCCUAUGAAGAUGGAACUUUUUUAAUACGGGAAUGCAACUCAGCAGAAGGUGACUUCGUUCUUACUCUUAUACACAAGGAGGCAGUUUGCCACUAUCAGAUACGAAGGCAUGGCGGCGACGCGUUUUUUUCCAUUGAUGAUAAGGUAAAGAUUUUGCACGGUCUGGAAUCUCUUGUUGAAUUUUACCAAAUGGCAGCCAAUGGUCUUCCAACGAAACUUACAAAGUUUAUAAAAAAGGACUUGCCUCCAAAUGAUGCCCGUCGACAUGGUAAUACUAAUUUGUUGCAUCGAGCGACCAAAGAGAAUAACGCGACAAUCGUUGGUGAGUUGUUAAAGUGCGGCUAUCGCAACGUUGAUGCAAAAAACCAAGAUGGACAAACAGCUUUGCAUUUAGCUGCUAUUUACAGCGAUCAGACCAUAUUAAAACUAAUACUUGGAUCUGACGUUAACGUUAAUUGCAUGGACGCGUUUGGUAAUAUGCCCCUUCAUUAUGCAUGCCGCACCAAACCAGGUGCUUUCAUCUGUAAUUUAAUUGAAGCAAAUGCGAACGUUCAAGGGCGCAACAUUAAAAAUGGUUAUGUCCCAUUACAUGAUGCAUGUAAAAACGGUAAUAUUGAUGCAGUAAAAGUACUUUUACAGUCAAAUGCUCCCUUAUUACCACGCACGACUUCUGGAGAAUUUCCAAUUGACUUAGCUCGUGAAGCUGGAAGAGAAGAUGUUGUAAAAUAUUUAAGCGACUACAAAUUGCCAGGUGCACAAACUAAAAGAUCUCUUUGGUAUCAUGGUACAUUAACCAGAGAAGAAGCUGUUGAAAGUUUACAAAGAUUUGCGAAACGAAAGAAUUGUACUGUUAAUGUGAACAACAACAACGGACAUGAAGAAAGUAAAAUUGAUACUUCAGGAAGUUUUUUAGUUCGCUACUCUGAUCGGUCUGGAUUUGUUUUAACUCUUCUAUUUGAAAAUCAGGUUAAGAACUUCAAAAUAUCACAAUUGUCCAAAUAUUUGUACAUUGAUGAAGGGCCAUAUCUACCCACAUUGGAACAUUUAGUGGAACAUUUUAUGCGUUUUAACGACGGCUUACCAAUUAAUUUAAAAUAUGCAGUACCACCAGAACCCAAACCGCCACAACCACUACUUUCUACUCUCCCCCGAAACAAAAGCCAUCAUAAAAAAUUGUACAAUUCAAAUUCAUUAAAUGAAAACAUAGGCAACACAGAAAUUGUUUCAACUACUUGUAUAUCUAAUAAAGCAAUUUCGAAAGCUCUGCCUGAGAAGAAACGUAAAGAAACUACAAAUUUGAUGCUGAGUAAUUUUUUAAAAAUGAAGUCGAAAAUCCCAAACUCUGACGAAACGGUUCCUUCUUAUACGGACACACCUACAUCACAACGUUCAGUAGAAGAAUUUCCAUGUAAAGGUUUAUCAUUUUGUACAAACUUCGUUAAAGCCGAAAUAUCAGACACUGGUGAUUUCAAUAAACCUUCUGCGAUUAAAAAUUCAGUCAACACUGACCUAAGCAAUAACUUAUCGUUGAACGAAAUGUAUAACGUGCCUAGAAACAAUUCAGCAGUCGAAGAGCAAGUUAUGGAUGAGUCUGUAUUCUCCCACACCGAAUCUGUAUUUCAGACGAGCAUAUGUUCUGAUAAUUCCACAAAUCGACAUUACAAACAAACGUAUGAAGCAAAAGGACACCUUGAAGAGGUUGAUUCACAAGGAAUUUCUAUUCAAAAGUCACGAGGGGUUUUCUGUGACUUCGAAGGCUUUGACUCUUCCUGUAUUCCUAAUAUGGAAAGUGAAAAUGAAAUAUCUAGCUACUGCAUUUCCAACGAAAAUAUUGAAUUGGGAAAACUAAUUGGUGAAGGCGAAUUCGGUUCCGUAUAUCGUGGUUACUUGAAGGGGGCUAUUUUAGGAGCUACUGAUAAAUAUUCUCAAGUAGAAAUUGCAAUCAAAACGUUACGAAACGAACACUGCCGAACUAGUAAGCAAGAGUUCCUACGCGAGGCCUCUGUAAUGAUGCAUUUAAAGCACCAUUGUAUAGUGCAAUUAAUUGGGUUAUCUAAAGGUGAUACUUUAAUGAUGAUACAGGAGCUUGUGCCUCUAGGGUCAAUGUUACUCUUCAUACAAAAAAAUGUUAGAAAAAUUGAUCCAAAUCGUGAGUUAAAACUAUGGGCUUCUCAAAUAGCAUGCGGAAUGCAAUAUUUAGAAUCUCAACAUUUCGUACAUCGGGAUUUAGCUGCCCGAAAUAUUCUACUGGCAUCAUUUCAUCAAGCAAAAAUCAGUGACUUUGGUUUAUCUCGCGCUCUGGGAUCAUCUAAUGACUUCUAUGAAGCCCAGCAUGGCGGUAGAUGGCCGAUUAAAUGGUAUGCCCCAGAGAGCUACAAAAAUGGAAUUUUUUCACAUUCCAGCGAUGUUUGGUCUUACGGAGUGACAUUAUGGGAGAUGUUUUCAUUAGGCGAGGUACCUUACGGUGAAAUGCUUGGUUCUGAAGCUGUAAAGUUAAUAGAAGAUGGAAAACGUCUGUUGCAACCCAAAUUUUGCCCUAAUAAUGUCUAUACUAUUAUGGAAAACUGUUGGCAAUAUAAUCCUAAAGAUCGGCCCACAUUUAGUUAUUUGACAGAGAUUUUUGUGAAAGAUCCGGACUACGAAAAUAUAAUAGAGCUGGUUAAAACAAGAAGUAUUGGUUAAAUUAAAAUAAGUUGUGCACAAUCAAAUUAAGGUUUAUAAAAUAGUUUUGGCACAUUUAGUACAGCCGAAUAACCACACUAUUACGCAUUUCUAAUUGCGUAAGUGCAGCCUGUAAUUUUGCAUUAGAAUACCAAAUUGAGCUAUGUAUGUACAUAUGUUGAGAUACCGCAGAAUAUUGUGUAAAUUAUCAAGUACUAUCAACCCUUAAUAUAGUAGGUAGAAGUGUCAAAAUAGGAAAAUAAGCAUUGUUUUAGACUUUUAAUACAUUGAAUAUCUUUAAUAAGUUUACAUACAUAAUUAGGGGUUUCACAUAGUCGCAUAAAGUUAUAACGAUCCGAAAACAUAGCGUUCAGAGUUGUAUUUGCGUAAACUUAUUUUAGUAUGCAAUCUAACAACAAAUUUUUUUAACUAGUAUAAAAAUUUAUGAUUUUCCGAUGCUUUAUGACACGUGAGUACCCCAAAUAUGUAUGUGUAUGCAUGUAUAUAUAUUUUUCUAACUGAAUAAUUUUCCAGUUAGAUAGCAUUUCUAACUGAAUAAUCCAAAUCGUUUGACUUUAAACACUUUAUGAACUUUUCAAGUAAUAUUUUUAGCCUUUUUUGAUGUUGUACAUUUUUUGAAAAUUUUAAAUUGCCUAUUGAAGCAGUAAAAUUAUUGAAAUAAUAUUUAUAAUUGUACCUAUAGUGCUUAAAUGCGGUUUUAUUAUAAAUUUAUAGUUAGUAAAUAAAUUUUGAAAUUCUUUAAAAUGGCCAGCACAAUACGAAUUAAUUCAAUUCAACUACAGAAAUUAAUUCUACUGAAAGUCAUCGUUUUCCCUUUAUAUAUAUGCAUAGUUUGAUUGUUAACUACUAAUUACCAUUAACUACCGCAGUUUCUUCUUGAAAAACGUUUCUUAACCGAAAGGUGGCUUUCGGUAAAUAUGUUGGUUGAUGAAACUGUUAAAAACUGAGCAUUUGAAAAUUUAUAUUUUCAAACCUAAAUAUGUGUGCACGAAAUAUUUUUUAUUAAUAAGAGAGGAGUUAUAUAGCAAAAAUGAUAAUUUUUUAAUAGCGAAUAAAUUUAAAGUUAAACAGAUUUUUCCAAAAGCCACAGGUUUGCUUUUUCGAAGAGAAGAGAGCUCAAGUUAAGGACGUAAAAAGCUGACAGAAGUGCUAGUUUCUGCUAGUGGUAAGCAUCACUUUCUACAUGAAAAUUCUGGCAACACUGCCUAGAUCACACGUUCUAUCGGUAAAUUCUUGCGCAUCAUUAGCGUAACUACCGCAACAUAAACAUUUUGAAUGCGAGAUAAGAUGGAGGAAUUGUAAGUGAAUUUUGUAUUAAAUAUUAAUUUUAUAUUUGAUAUAAUGUAAUAAAAAAUGUAAUCAGGAUAUAAUUCACUA
Bactrocera neohumeralis is the source of this 4373-nucleotide messenger RNA. RefSeq names its product tyrosine-protein kinase Shark (gene Shark). Gene Ontology annotation, cellular component: extrinsic component of cytoplasmic side of plasma membrane. The record is from RefSeq and is a predicted model, not a curated record. The coding region runs from base 231 to 2996 and encodes 921 amino acids. NCBI's taxonomy places the organism in Eukaryota, Metazoa, Arthropoda, Insecta, Diptera, Tephritidae. Gene Ontology annotation, molecular function: signaling receptor binding; non-membrane spanning protein tyrosine kinase activity; ATP binding. Gene Ontology annotation, biological process: cell differentiation; protein phosphorylation; innate immune response. The transcript has 8 exons.